Molecule: messenger RNA, 2137 nt
Organism: Beta vulgaris subsp. vulgaris (sugar beet)
Lineage: Eukaryota; Viridiplantae; Streptophyta; Magnoliopsida; Caryophyllales; Amaranthaceae
Product: laccase-7
Exons: 6
Coding region: 193-1896 (567 amino acids)
Biological process (GO): lignin catabolic process
Cellular component (GO): apoplast
Molecular function (GO): hydroquinone:oxygen oxidoreductase activity; copper ion binding
Source: RefSeq, a predicted model, not a curated record
CAAAAUAAUUUUACAUAUAUAUUGUAUGACUUAUCAUAUAGCAUAAGUUAUUUUCUUGAGGGGAAGUAUAUAAAUAUAUAUAAGUUAGAAGAGAUUUCUUCAUCCUUGCAGUUUUUAUAUUAUCAUAUAUAAAAGCAUAUUAUAUAUAUAGCUAUUCCUUAAUUGUAUAGCUUGGGAAUAAUAUCUAUCAUCAUGAAUAUGGUGCGUCCCUUGGUCUUGGUGGCUUGGGCUUUGGUGCUACUGGAAUCAUCGCUGGCUUCAGCAAGUGUCGUCGAACACUCAUUUUAUGUGAAAGACACAACAGUUGAGAUAUUGUGUGAGAAACGAGUGAUUACAACGGUGAAUGGAAGUUUACCAGGGCCCUUGCUUCAUGUUAGAGAAGGCGAUACUGUCAUUAUUCACGUUUUCAAUGAAUCUCCGUACAAUAUUUCAAUGCACUGGCAUGGGUUGUUUCAAAGGUUAAGUGCGUGGGCUGAUGGACCAUCAUAUGUAACUCAAUGUCCAAUUCAACCAGGACAUAAAUACACUUACAAGUUCAAUGCAACAGAACAAGAGGGAACACUUUGGUGGCAUGCACAUAGUAGAUGGCUUCGGGCUACUGUUUAUGGAGGUUUCAUUAUACACCCAAGAAAGGGUCGAUCAUAUCCCUUUCCUAAACCUCACAAAGAAUUUCCUAUCAUUAUAGGAGAGUGGUGGAAUGCUAAUGUUGUCGAAGUUGAAAGGGAAGGCACGGCAACAGGAGGAGCACCUAAUAUAUCCGAUGCCUACACAAUUAACGGUCAACCUGGUGAUCUUUACGCAUGCUCUAGUGACAAAACCACCAAGUUUGAGAUCUCUCAAGGACAAACAUAUCUACUCCGCAUCAUCAACGCUGCACUCAAUAACGAACAUUUCUUCAAGAUAGCAAAUCACAACAUGACAGUGGUGGCUAUUGAUGCAACAUACACAGUCCCAUAUGAAACAGACGUGGUGGUAACAGGACCAGGCCAAACAGUCGAUGUACUCUUAACAGCUAAUCAGCCUGUUGGCUCAUAUUAUGCUGCUGCACAACCGUAUGCUAAUGCACCCGGUGUGCCAUUCGAUAACACGACUACCACGGCCAUCUUCACGUACGUAAAUAGCACAAAUUUAACUCCACUCAUGCCAGAAUUACCAGCAUUCAAUGACACCCCUACCGCUCAUAGAUUCUUUAGCAAUCUAACUGCGCAACCAUCUGCGCGAUUCUGGGAGCCUCCCAUCCUAGAGGUGGAUGAGCAUAUGUUUAUGGCUAUUGGUUUAGGCCUUGUUUCGUGUGGGAGAAAUGAAAGUUGUUUAGGUGUAUUUAAUCAAAGUAUGGCUGCUAGUAUAAGCAACUUUUCGUUCCAACUACCAACACAAAUGUCUCUGUUAGAGGCACAUUACUCUAAUGUACAAGGUGUAUAUAAUGCCACUUUCCCAGACACACCUCUUAUGCCAUUUGAUUACACGAAUCCGAAUAACAGCUUCAAUCAGACCUUGUUGAUGACUACAAAAUCAACGACAGUGAAACGGGUUAAGUACAACACAACAAUUGAGAUUGUGUUUCAGGACACUGGGUUAUUGGCAAUAGAGAAUCAUCCUAUGCAUAUUCAUUGUUUUAAUUUCCAUGUACUUGCUCAAGGAUUUGGGGAAUAUGAUCCGAAUGUAGAUCGUCAAAAGUUCAAUCUUGUUAAUCCACAAAUCAGAAACACCAUUGCUGUGCCUACUGGUGGAUGGGCUGUUGUCAGAUUCCGAGCAAAUAAUCCAGGUGUAUGGAUAUUGCAUUGCCAUCUAGAUGUUCAUUUCACAUGGGGUCUAGCCAUGGCUUUUAUUGUUGAAGACGGUGGUACUCCGGAAUCAACCCUACCACCACCGCCGAAGGACUUCCCAAAGUGUUGAAAAUUUGAAGUUAUAGAUCUCUUUUCUAAUGCACUUUUCUUGUUGAUUUCUCAUUCUUCAAUUGUGGUUAUUAGUUUGUUUACACAUACGCCAUCAAUUGUACCUAUUUGUAUAUAUGUUUGUUUGCUUUUUAAAUUUGUUACAACUAAUCCAUACGUUUGUGAAUUGCAACACUAUAUCAUUGUAUUGUAUUAUGGUUCAUUGUUAAGAUUGUAUGAAUAAAGACUAUAGUCAAGAUCUA